Molecule: messenger RNA, 1299 nt
Organism: Cladocopium goreaui
Lineage: Eukaryota; Dinophyceae; Suessiales; Symbiodiniaceae
Source: the annotation of a GenBank genome assembly
AUGUUCGCCCUGCGCUCUGCUGUUGCCUUGACUUGCUUGGUUGCGGCGGCUGGCCGACGCCACAGCGACAGCUAUCUGACCCCUGAAGUUGGGCAGGCUGAAGAGAAGACGGCUGAAGCUCUUGAAAGCAUCACACCUCAUGGUGGUGAUGGGCAUCUCACCCCAUUGUCAGCUUCCUUCCAAGUUGCUCCUACUAUGGGUGACAUGCCUGUCAAGACCAGGAUGACGCUCUUGAUGUCACACGUGUCAACAGCUGCCUCAGAGGUCGGCAUCGUAUGUCAGCUCACGGCCAAAGACGAAGUUUCUGCAACAAACUUUGCCCAGGCUUUGACGGACUACUAUGCAGCGCAGAUAAAGCUUAUUGGCCGUGCUCCCCCUGUGACUUGGCACGAGUUGACUGCAUGGAGGACCCAUGAGGAGCAUGGAAUCUGUGUGAAAAUUCACGAGCUGAUACGAGUGACCUUGGAGUUCUCGGCCCUCGGUCGGCAAGUGUUGAUCAAGGUGAAGGGAUUCCCGAAAGAAGCCACCCAACACUUUGUUGCAGCAGUCGAGGGAUUUGCAAGCAAUCUUGGACACGUGAAUGCCUCUGUGGAUUUGGAUUUUGACAUGCGCGAAGUCAUGGCUCAUCUCAGCAACGAUACGGUUCUCUACGAAGAGCUCUACAAGGGAUUUCGGUAUUCCGUGGAUGCCUCCCUGUCAAAGGCUCUGGAGAAUCUCUUGGCUUCAAUGGUGCCAGACACCACAGUUCCUGGUGCACCGUUCUCAGGACAGGCUGUGGCCAGGAAGCUCUUCAGCCUUUUCACCGGUGCUUCUGCUGAUGUGAAGGUGGCGUUCGAUGAAUCGGUUCGCCAAGAUUUGAUUCGAAGCAUGCCAUUUGUGAACAUGUCAUAUGGCACACUGGUCUCUCUGUACCGCCCGCUUGUCAGCAUGUAUCCCACAAUCCUCCGCGGUACCGACAUUGCCUCGAAGACCUUGAACAUCAUUUCGACGAUGGAGAGGAUUGAGACGCUGGACACUUGGGAAAUCACGGGACUUCCAGGUUUACAGCUCAUGGCUGUUGGCAACACCAGCUCUGGAAGCUUCGAGUUCUUGAGCAAGCUGGCGAAGGAUGCCGGUCUUGUUGAGGUUCUCCGCAACACCUCAACGAUGUUCCCUCCGGAGUAUCAUUAUCCUGAGCCUUCGUACAUUGCUUCCACCCCGGUUCCUUCGUACACUAGUACCACCACCCUGGUUCCUUCGUACAUUGCUCCAGCAGGCAUCACCAGCAACACGUCCAUGGACAAGUUUGUAAACUCGUAG